AAAAAGAAGAAAGAAAUUAAAAUAAUGGCAGAGGUUUAGGUACUGAAAGAAAUAAAUAUCCAACCACCACGAAUUAAAUAAAUACACGAUAUGUCUUUCAGCAUACAAACAUCACAUGAGUCAGUAAAUCCACCACCGUAGAGAAUUGAAACCACUGAGAUUGAGAACUGAAAAAAGGAAACCAAAAGCGAAGAAACUGCACGGAACGCCGCCGUUGCACCGAUAUCGUUGGAUUUCGGAUAUAUAAAGAGAUUUGCUUGAUCAGCAACCCAAGUCGUGAAAUCUCUAGCUUGGGGUUAUUGCAAUCUUUUCAGAUAUGGUAGCGUUUGGGUGGUGGAGUUUAGCUGUGGCAGCUAUGGCCGGAGUUUUCUACUUUCAGGGCUCGUGUUACUCAGAAAAAGCUCCUAACUACAGCUUUCUGCAACAAGCAACAUCAGCACCGUCCAUAGCAUACUAUGACUACAUUAUCAUAGGAGGCGGCACAGCAGGUUGCCCGCUAGCUGCUACCCUCUCUCAGAACUUUAGUGUCUUGCUCUUAGAAAGAGGUGGCUCUCCUUAUGGCAACCCAAACAUCACCAACAUAGCUUCAUUUGCUGAUACGCUUUCCGACCUCUCGCCCAAGUCGCCGUCUCAACGGUUCAUCUCCGAGGACGGCGUGAUCAACGCUCGUGCCCGUGUGUUAGGUGGGGGCAGCUGCUUGAAUGCUGGUUUCUACACACGAGCGAGCCCCGACUACGUGCGCGAUGCAGGUUGGGAUGGGAGGUUGGUUAACCGGUCAUACCAAUGGGUCGAGAAGAUGAUCACGUUCCGGCCACCGAUGCUGCAGUGGCAAUCUGCGGUGAAAGAUGGGCUUUUGGAAGUAGGUGUGUUGCCUUAUAAUGGAUUCACGUAUGAUCAUAUGUAUGGGACCAAGGUUGGUGGGACCAUAUUCGAUAAGGAAGGGCAUCGGCACACGGCUGCGGAUUUGCUCGAGCGUGCCAACCCAAGCGGUCUUACAGUUCUCCUGCAUGCCACUGUGAACAGGAUCAGGUUCAGGACCAAAGGAAUAGCAAGGCCAAGAGCCCAUGGUGUGAUAUUCAGAGACGCUACAGGGACCAAGCACAGAGCCUACCUAAGGAAGGGCUCUAAGAACGAGAUCAUUGUUUCAGCUGGGGCCAUUGGCAGCCCUCAGUUACUGAUGCUGAGUGGGAUUGGGCCAGAAGAGCACCUUAGGUCUUUUGGCAUCAAUGUGGUGGUUGAUCAACCCAUGGUGGGCCAGGGGAUGUCCGAUAACCCCAUGAAUGCCAUCUUCAUCCCCUCUCCACUGCCUGUCGAGGUCUCCCUCAUACAAGUCGUCGGCAUUACCCAAUUCGGCAGCUACAUCGAAGCAUCCGGUGGCGGCAACUUCGCCCGUUCUGCACCCACUGGCUCUCGAAGGAACUUCGGAAUGUUCUCCCCUCAGACUGGCCAGCUCUCCACGGUGCCACCCAAACAAAGAACACCGGAAGCCAUUGCCAAAGCAGUGGAAGCCAUGAACAGCCUCGACGAAGAAUCCUUUCGAGGUGGAUUCAUCAUCGAGAAGGUCAUGGGCCCACUUUCUACUGGCCAUCUUGAGCUUCGGAACCGGGACGCCAACGACAACCCAUCGGUCACUUUCAACUACUUCAAGGAACCAGCUGAUCUACAAAGGUGCAUUGCAGGCAUUAAAACGAUAGAACGUGUGAUUGAGUCCAAGGCAUUCUCCAAAUUCAGAUACCCAUACAUCUCAAUGGGAGCUCUCAUCAACAUGACCCUAACAUACCCCGUCAACCUUCGGCCCAAGCACAGCAACGUCACUACAUCAGUGGAGCAAUUCUGCAAGGAUUCUGUGAUGACGAUAUGGCAUUAUCAUGGAGGGUGCCAAGUCGGGAGAGUUGUUGAUCAUGAUUAUAGAGUACUCGGUGUGGACGCGAUUCGAGUGAUUGAUGGCUCCACCUUUAAUUACUCCCCUGGGACUAAUCCUCAAGCUACUGUUAUGAUGCUUGGAAGGUAUAUGGGAAUUAAGAUUAGGAACGAGAGGCUUGGAACGGAUGGACUGGAUUAGAGGUUUGGAAGAUCUAUUUGAAGAGUUUUCUGAGUGUGGUGUGUUUUUUGUGAAUUACAUUUAUGAUGGUUUUGUGAAGCUUAUUGACAUAAAUAACGAUGGGACUAAUCCUAUCAUUAAUGAUAAAUGAUGUGAUUAUCGGUGCUUGAAAUGCUUUAAUAAUUGAAAUAUAGCAUCAAUCUCAUUCUCUUUUGGUGAACAAGUUCUGUAUUUGCUGGAAUACAAUGAAUUGCAAUAUGUCCGGAUUCUAGCUGUUGGAUACAACGAAGUGCAAUAAGUCAUAAUUCUAGCUGUUGGAUUUGUUUAUUCAAUGAACAAAAUCGUUUAUUU
Messenger RNA from Magnolia sinica, 2392 nucleotides. Its product is annotated as protein HOTHEAD. Gene Ontology annotation, molecular function: oxidoreductase activity, acting on CH-OH group of donors; flavin adenine dinucleotide binding. Lineage: Eukaryota; Viridiplantae; Streptophyta; Magnoliopsida; Magnoliales; Magnoliaceae. The record is from RefSeq and is a predicted model, not a curated record. The transcript is spliced from 6 exons. Bases 317 to 2062 code for a protein of 581 amino acids.